AUGUCAGAUUCUGGUGAAGAUAAAACGUUUGUGCAAGAAUCCAAGUCUGGAGAAGGUGAAACGUCUCAAAACCCAAAGAAACGAGCGCUUGAGGGAGACGAAGAUAACCAAAGCUCCAAAUUAGCGAAGAAGACUGAAUUUGAGCGAACAGAGGAAGAAGAUGCAUUGCCUUUGGAAUGUCCCAUUUGCAAAAAUCCAUUCUUGGAUCCUAUUGUCACAAAAUGCAAUCAUUACUUUUGUCACCACUGUGCUCUAAAGCACGAGAAGGAGAACAAUACAUGUUUCGUGUGUAAUCAGCCAACUCUAGGGGUUUUCAACACAGCCGUGGAGAUCAAGACAAAGAUAGCUCGAGUACGUGAGAAAGCCAAAGUAAUGGUGAAGGAGGUUAAAACGAUGGUGGAAAACGCGGCUGUUAUAGUGAAGGAAGCGGAGGCAAUGGCGGCUGAUUCGGCAAAAAUGGUGGCUAAUGUUGAAUUAAUAAUGGGAGUGUUGGACACCUUUGGGAUGCUGAAUUUGGACACUUUGGGGCCAGAUGAUUCGUGGCAGGAAGUUAUAACUUUCGUGACAAGUAUAGAGAACAGUGCGGCGAAUGCGAGGGACAAGGCGGAGAAGGCCGCGGAAAUGGUGAAAGAAGCAAAUGCCACGACGGAGACGGCGAGAGUCGAGAUGGUUAAGGCGUUGGAGGUGAUGAAGAAUGUUAAGUGGAAUGUGUGA
Molecule: messenger RNA, 714 nt
Organism: Arabis nemorensis
Lineage: Eukaryota; Viridiplantae; Streptophyta; Magnoliopsida; Brassicales; Brassicaceae
Source: the annotation of a GenBank genome assembly